This is a messenger RNA of Scheffersomyces coipomensis, 2841 nucleotides long. Its product is annotated as protein phosphatase regulator. Gene Ontology annotation, cellular component: cytoplasm. The transcript is spliced from 2 exons. The record is from RefSeq and is a predicted model, not a curated record. Lineage: Eukaryota; Fungi; Ascomycota; Pichiomycetes; Serinales; Debaryomycetaceae. Gene Ontology annotation, molecular function: protein phosphatase 1 binding; protein phosphatase regulator activity. Bases 1 to 2841 code for a protein of 946 amino acids.
AUGUCACCCUCAUCUGAGUCAUCUAUUCAACCUGAUACUCCUUCAUCUACACCUUUAGAAAUAUCUAGUUCAUCUUCCAAUGGUGAACUGAUAGUAGCGAAGACUUCAAAUAUCAAAAAGAUCGAAGUAAAGAAUAUCACAUCAUUGGAUUGUCGAAUACUUCAAUAUCAAUAUGCUAUCACUAAACUAGAAGUGUUCAUAAAGAGUUUAAAAUCAUUAAGUUCAAAAUGUGCGAUUGAAGUUCCAUCCCCCACUGCAUCUUUAACUUCUUCUUCAUCCACUAAUCAAGCAACAACUCCAAUGGAACCAAAUGGUAGUAUUGAAUCAAUCUCUACCAAACCUGAAUUGAAAUUUGAAAGUUUACCUCUUUUACAAUUCAUCGUGCUAUUAACAGGGAAUGUCUUUGCUAUAAGCGAUAGUUCAUUUAAUGCCAAACUAGAAUUAUUAUCAAACUUCAAAUUAUUCAAAUCAACUCCUGUUAAUAUCACCACCACAACCACCCAUAUCUCAUAUGAUACACCUGAUACUCAUAUGACUGCUUUAAAUGAAUUACCAAAAAUCAGCUUAGCUUUGAAAUGUUUAAAAGCUUUGGAAAUACUAAGUGGUCAUUGUUUACAAGGGUAUAGAAAGAGACUUGCACAAGCUAAAAUUGAACAACAGAAAUUAUAUGGAAUUGAUCGAUCUGAUUAUUAUACUGUUCUUGAAAGAAUUAUUCAAGAUGAAAUAUUCAAUGCUAAAGAAGAUAUUGAUCUUAAUUUUUCAAAUGUGAUAUUUGAUUUACCUAAAGAUUCCACUUUAUUACAGAAUGAAAAUUUCGUAGAGGGAAGUUUAAUUGAUAUGGAUAUUAAAAUGCUUUUCUUAAUCAAUACUCAAUUAAAAUCAACUUUAAAUGAUAAAUUAAAACCAUUAAUAACUCAAUUAAAAACUUUAAAACAUACUCCAAAUAAAGCUGUGGAUAAAUUCAGUUUACAUAAAAUCUUCUUAUUGACAUUAAGAUUAAAUGAAAUGUAUACUAUUUUCCGAAAAGUGGGGAGAAAGAUAUAUUUAUCAAAUCAAGAUCAUCUUACUGAUUCUCGAUUCUUACUUCAAUUGAAAAAUGCCAAUUAUUUCAAAUCCCACUACUUAACAAAUUUAAAUGAUAUGCUUAAUUCCAUGAAAAAGAAUGGUACUUUGAUUGCUAAUUUAACUAGAUUAAUUCGUCAAGAUUCUCAAUUUGAAGUUAAUAUUAAAAAUGUUAAUGAUUUGAUUAAUUUCGUUAAUCAAGGUUUCGUAAUGUUAGAUGGAUCACUUGAGAAAGUGAUAUCGUUUGGAAGAGAAUGGAUUACAUCUGAACUUCGAUUUAGGAAGACCUACCAAUUACCCAAGAAGAAUUUAUUUGAUGUUUAUCAAAUGUUUCAUGAAGGUGGAAUACCUCAGAUUAAUAUUACAUCUGCAACUGGAAGAUCAUUGGUAGCCUCUCAAAAGGCAAAUGGCGUUAGUAGUAAUGAAUUAGAAGCAUUCCCAUCAACUAAUAAGACUGGUUUGGAAAAGGGGUUGAAGAAACUUGAAAUUGGGGAGAAAACAGUUACAAGAGGAUCUCGAUCAUCAUCAAUAUCUAGUAUUGGAAGUAAUGGAAGUAAUAAUUCUAAACCGUUAUUAAGAAAGAAUUCACUUACUUCUCCAAGUAGAAAUGCUUUCCUAACCACUCAAGCAGCAGCAGGAACUCCAACUUCAUCACCUAUCAGAGCAAGACCUAACUCCCAAAUAUUCUUAAAUCAUAAUUCGUCAUUAUCAAACAUAGAAUCGAAUGGGAAUGAUGCUAGUAACGCAAGUACUACUUCAGUUAUUGGUAGAAGAAGAUCAAAUUCUCAACCAAUUAAAAGUGCAUCAACACUUUUAGAUGAGAAGAUAGCUACUUCAGGUGCUGCAGCAGCUUUAACUCGAAACGGUAGUAUAUCAUCAAAUUCAUCUAAUAAUUCAUUGAGAUCUCCUAGUGGAAGUAUUAAUAGGAAACCAGUACAACCAACUUUAAAUACCAUCAAGAACUCAGCUAUUUCUCCAACUCCAGUAAAUAAUAAGAAUAAAAAAUUAUUGGUUGUUGAAGAAGAAGAAGAUUCUCAGUCAUCGAAAUCUUCCCCUAAACUAAGUGCAAAUCAAAGAUUGCAACAACAUAUAAGACAGGCUGCCAAAUCAGGUUCGAUGAUGACACAACAGAAGGAAAUAUUGACUUCUGUUACAUUCGAUCCUAAUACUCCUUCUGCCACUCCUAUCAGAAGAUAUAUUGAUGUACCAAUUAAGGAAACCCCAUCUCCUGAGCCGUUAAGUUCAUCGCCACCAUUAGUACUCAAUACAGUUGUAGCUACUACUAAUACUAUCGCAUCUCCUAAGCCAAAGAGAACCAGAGAUCAAGUUACAAGACUAAAUACUCAACGUAAUAGUGUGACUCCACAAUUACCAGAAGAAGGAGGUGAAGUACCAUUAUCUAAAUCUCCCUCAUCAUCUACCCUUUCAUCAAGUAAUAAUAGUAGUAGCAAUUCUACUUUGAAGAAGGUAAGAUUCACAGGUGUAGCAGAAUAUACUGCUGAAGAAGAUGCUCCAACCAAGUAUUCUCAUGCAAUCUUGCGAAACUUUGCCAUGUUUAGAAAUCCAAUCAAAGUCAAUGUUAAACAUUCAUCUCCAUCUACAUUCAAAAAGAAAGAUCAAUUGUUAAAGAAAGAAGAAAGUAUAUCAUUUAAAAAGCAAGUCCAUAAUCCAAUAGAUGAAGAAAUCAUAUCUGAUGCCCCGCCUCCACCUCAACCUUCUGCUCUUGCUCAUGCUCAGAUCGCAGCUGCUAGAAGUAAUGGUAUAUCUAAAAGUGUAUAA